Molecule: messenger RNA, 5129 nt
Organism: Suncus etruscus (white-toothed pygmy shrew)
Lineage: Eukaryota; Metazoa; Chordata; Mammalia; Eulipotyphla; Soricidae
Gene: COL4A5
Product: collagen type IV alpha 5 chain
Exons: 51
Coding region: 1-5031 (1676 amino acids)
Cellular component (GO): basement membrane; collagen trimer
Molecular function (GO): extracellular matrix structural constituent
Source: RefSeq, a predicted model, not a curated record
AUGACACCUCCCAGAAAUGGGCGGGUCUUGCAGGAAGUUACACCUAAAUCCAAGGCUUACUAUGGUUGUUCUCCAGGAUCAAAAUGUAACUGCAGUGGUAUAAAAGGAGAAAAGGGGGAUAAAGGACUUCCAGGUUUGGAGGGUCAUCCAGGUUUGCCUGGAUUUCCAGGUCCUGCAGGGCCUCCAGGGCCUCUGGGUCAAAAGGGUGAUGAUGGAAUUCCAGGACUACCAGGACCAAAAGGCAUUAGAGGUUCUCCUGGACUUCCUGGCUUUCCAGGGACCCCUGGUCUUCCUGGAAUGCCAGGCCAUGAUGGAGCCCCAGGACCUCAAGGUAUCCCUGGAUACAAUGGAACCAAGGGAGAACGUGGAUUUCCAGGCGUUCCCGGUUUUCCUGGUUUUCAGGGGCCUCCAGGUCCUCCUGGUAUCAAAGGUAUGAAAGGAGAACCAGGUAGUUUAAUUAUGUCAACACUACCAGGACCAAAGGGUAAUAGAGGAUAUCCUGGUCCUCCUGGAAUACAAGGCCCAGCUGGUCCCCCAGGUAUGCCAGGAUCAAUUGGUCCUCCCGGACCACGAGGUUCUGUGGGUUUUCCAGGUCCACCAGGAUUUCCAGGACAAAAAGGCAGUAUGGGCUUAAAUUUCCAGGGACCCAAAGGUGAAAAGGGUGAACAAGGUCUUCCAGGUGAACCUGGACCACCUGGACAUAUUAGUGAACAGAAGAGACCAAUGGCUAUAGAUUUUCAGAAAGUUGAUAAGGGACUACCUGGUGAGCAAGGACCCCCUGGUCCUCCAGGAAGACGUGGUCCUCCAGGCCCUGCAGGUGGUGUAAAAGGUAUGAAAGGUGAACAAGGAGAACCAGGCAAAAGAGGCAAAUCAGGAAAAGAUGGAGAGAGUGGGCAGCCAGGAAUUCCAGGUUUUCCCGGUGAUCCUGGUUACCCUGGUGAGCCAGGGAAGGACGGAGAAAAGGGCCAAAAAGGUGACAUAGGUCCAACUGGGACUCCUGGACUUGUAAUUCCCAGGUCUGGGACAGAUACAUAUGUAGGAGAAAAAGGAAGCAUUGGAUCACCUGGCUUACCUGGAGCAAAGGGAGAAAAAGGACUUCCUGGAAUACAGGGUCUAGUUGGUCCUCCUGGACCUCCAGGAACUGCAGCUCUGGGUCCUCCUGGCCCCCCUGGACUGCCUGGAGAAAAGGGUCAUAAAGGUGAACGUGGUCUGCCUGGAAUUUCUAUUCAGGGUGCUCCUGGAGUGGAUGGUCAGCCUGGAACUCCUGGCCUUCCUGGUCCUCCUGGCCCUCCUGGCCCUUUCUUCCCUCCUAGUGAUGAGAUUUGCCAAUCUGGCCCUCCUGGUCCUCUAGGACCUCCAGGUGACAAAGGACUCCAAGGAGAACAAGGCGUGAAAGGUGCCAAAGGUGACACUUGCUUCGACUGUAUUGGAACUGCUAUUUCGGGUCCUCCCGGUCAGCCUGGUUUACCAGGCCUUCCAGGUCCUCCAGGAUCUCUUGGUUUGCCUGGACAAAAAGGUGAAAAGGGCCAAGCUGGUACAACUGGUCCCAAAGGAUUAACAGGAAUACCAGGGAUCCUAGGGUCUCCGGGCUUUCCUGGAUCUAAAGGUGAGCCUGGUGACAUCUACACGUACCCAGGAAUGAAGGGUGACAAAGGAGAAGUGGGUUCCCCUGGAGCUCCAGGGCGUCCUGGUUUACCCGGCACUUCUGGACAGGAUGGAUUGCCAGGAAUUCCUGGCCACAAAGGAGAACCUGGUCAAAUUGUUUCUAAGGGUGAAAGAGGUCCACCUGGGAACCCAGGUUUGCCGGGUCUUUUGGGAAACAUAGGGCCUAAGGGCUCUCUUGGCCUUGGGCCUCUAGGCCCAGUAGGUGAAAAGGGCACGAAAGGUAUGGCAGGAGAUCCAGGUCACCCAGGAUUUCCAGGUCCUAGGGGUGAUCCAGGUCAGACUGUAACCCUGCCAGGGAAACCUGGCCUACCUGGUAACUCAGGCAGAGAUGGUGAAGUAGGUCUUCCAGGUGAACCAGGACAGCCAGGCAAACCCGGCUUGCCAGGAAUACCUGGCAGCAAAGGAGAACCAGGUAUGCCUGGAAUUGGACAUCCUGGACCUCCUGGUCCCAAAGGUUUUCCUGGAAUUCCAGGACCUCCAGGAGCACCUGGGAUACCUGGAAGAAGUGGUCUAGAAGGUCCUCCUGGGCUACCGGGCUUCCCAGGACCAAAGGGUGAGCCAGGAUUUGCUUUACCUGGACCUCCAGGACCUUCAGGACUCCCAGGCAUCAGAGGAGCAGUUGGUCCAAAAGGAGAUCAUGGUUUCCCAGGCUCUCCAGGUCCUCCAGGACAAACUGGCUUGGAUGGGCUGCCUGGACCUAAAGGUGCCAUUGGAGAAAAAGGACGCCCUGGACCAAUAGGACUUCCCGGACUGCCAGGAACAGGUGCUCAGGGACCACCAGGCCUACCAGGGACUCCUGGACUAACAGGGCGACCUGGCUCGAAAGGAAUACCAGGAAUGAAAGGGGAUUCGGGGCCCCCGGGCUUUGAUGUUCCAGGACUCCCUGGUGAGAGAGGCCGUCCAGGGAUCCCUGGCAAACCUGGUCCUCUUGGAUCUCCAGGGUCACCGGGGCUCCCCGGCAAAGCAGGUGCCUCUGGUUUUCCAGGUACCAAAGGUGAAAUGGGUGUCAUGGGACCUCCAGGUCCACCAGGACCUUUGGGAAUUCCAGGAAGGAGUGGCAUUCCUGGUCUUAAAGGUAAUGAUGGCUUUCCAGGUGAGCCAGGACUCCCUGGCCCUGCAGGAGAAAAAGGAAAUAAAGGAGAGCCUGGCCUUCCAGGUCCUCCUGGACCAAUAGAUCCAAACCUGCUAGACUCUAAACCAGAGAAGGGGGACCCCGGGUUACCCGGUUUUCCUGGAGUUCCUGGGCCAAAAGGUUACCCUGGUUUACCUGGAGACCCAGGACAACCUGGAUUAACUGGACAGCCUGGAUUGCCAGGACAUUCUGGUCCUAAGGGUGACCCUGGUCUCCCAGGAAAUCCAGGAUGUAUGGGAUCUCCUGGACUGAAAGGGAACAUAGGUGAUAUGGGUUUUCCAGGCCCUCAGGGCAUGAUAGGGUUGCCUGGACCUUCCGGAGUUUCUGGACAACCUGGCCCCCCAGGACUAACAGGACAAAAAGGAGAAAAGGGGGAUCCAGGUGCUUCUGGCACUUGUCUUCCAGGUCUGCUUGGCCCAAAGGGUGAACCUGGUAGGCCUGGAUACCCAGGUAACCCUGGCACCAAAGGUUCUGUGGGAGUGACUGGUUUGCCUGGAAAAAAAGGACAACCUGGAGCAAAAGGGCAACAAGGCCUUCCUGGAUUCCCAGGAACCCCAGGCCUUCCUGGACCAAAGGGUAUUAAUGGUUGUACUGGGAAUCCUGGCCUUCCUGGAGAACCAGGUCCUGUAGGUGCAAGAGGUCUUCCUGGAGAACCAGGGCCUUCUGGUGUAAAAGGCCAACCAGGUCAAGAUGGUCUUCCUGGACCACAUGGACAAAAAGGGGAACCAGGUCAACCCGGCUUUGGAAUUCCAGGACCCCCUGGACUCCCAGGACUUUCUGGUCAAAAAGGUGAUGGAGGAUUACCUGGAAUUCCAGGAAAUCCUGGUCCUCCGGGCCCAAAGGGUGAACCAGGCUUUCAUGGUUUCCCUGGUUUACAGGGUCCCCCAGGCACACCUGGUCCUCCAGGCCGAACGCUACAAGGCCUGAAAGGCAAUGUAGGUCCCCAAGGUUAUCCUGGAAAACCAGGUCUACCAGGUCCAGAAGGCCCGCCAGGUCUCCCCGGAAAUGGAGGUAUUAAAGGAGAAAAAGGAACUCCAGGCCAACCUGGGCAACCUGGAUUGCCUGGCUCGAAAGGAAAUCAAGGGCCACCAGGAAUGCAGGGUGAUCCUGGUCAUCCAGGUCUCAAUGGAAUGAAAGGAGAUCCGGGUCUCCCUGGUCUUCCAGGAUUCCCAGGCAUAAAAGGACCCACAGGAGUACCUGGUUCAACUGGCCCUGAAGGGAAUCCAGGACGUAUGGGGCCCCCUGGUCCUCCUGGACUACCCGGCCCUUCAGGAAAGAGCAUUAUAAUCAAAGGAGAUCCUGGUCCACCUGGGGUCCCAGGCCAACAUGGACUAAAAGGUCCACCAGGAUUUCCAGGACCUCAAGGCUUACCAGGUCCAAUUGGCCUUCCAGGAGAACCGGGACGUAAUGGACUCCUUGGCUUUGAUGGUGCAGGAGGACACAAAGGAGACCCAGGUCUGCCUGGCCAGCCAGGUACCCGUGGCUUGGGUGGCCCACCUGGGCCUGAUGGAUUACAAGGUCCUCCAGGUCCACCUGGAACCUCCUUUUACAACCACGGAUUCCUCAUCACACGUCACAGUCAAACCACGGAAGUACCUCCAUGCCCACCAGGAACUGCCAAGGUUUACGAAGGCUUUUCUCUUCUAUAUGUACAAGGAAAUAAAAGAGCUCAUGGUCAAGACUUAGGAACUACUGGUAGCUGCCUACGUCGCUUCAGUACUAUGCCUUUCAUGUUCUGCAACAUUAAUAAUAUUUGCAACUUUGCUUCAAGAAAUGACUUUUCUUACUGGCUUUCCACCCCAGAGCUCAUACCAGUAAGCAUGGAGCCCUUGAAGGGCCAGAACAUUAAGCCAUAUAUUAGUCGGUGCGCUGUAUGUGAAGCUCCAGCUGUGGUCAUUGCAGUUCAUAGUCAAACCGUUCAAAUUCCCCAUUGUCCUCCAGAAUGGGAUUCUCUCUGGAUUGGUUAUUCCUUUAUGAUGCACACAAGUUCAGGUGCAGAGGGUUCAGGUCAAGCCCUGGCUUCUCCUGGGUCCUGCUUGGAAGAGUUUCGCUCCGCUCCCUUCAUUGAAUGUCAUGGGAGAGGUACAUGCAACUACUACUCCAACUCCUAUUCCUUUUGGUUGGCGACUGUGGAUGUGUCAGACAUGUUCAGAAUACCUCAUUCAGAAAUACUGAAAGCAGGAGACUUGAGAACACAUAUUAGCCGAUGUCAAGUGUGUAUGAAGAAGACAUAACGUUUUGAAGAAUGCUUGUGGUUUUAAACGCUGAUAUAUUAUAUAUACAUAUAGAUGUAUAUAUAAAAUUUCCAGUGUGCAUUAUCCAAAGUCCUGUA